Messenger RNA from Indicator indicator, 765 nucleotides. RefSeq names its product nipsnap homolog 3A (gene NIPSNAP3A). The transcript has 6 exons. The coding region runs from base 1 to 765 and encodes 254 amino acids. The record is from RefSeq and is a predicted model, not a curated record. Lineage: Eukaryota; Metazoa; Chordata; Aves; Piciformes; Indicatoridae. Gene Ontology annotation, cellular component: mitochondrion.
AUGCUGUCCCCGGGGGCGCUCCGGCGGCCCCUCGUCGCCGCCUCCCGCCUGGCCCGGGCCUGGGCCCGGCCCCGCCCUCAGGUACUUGCAUCCCUUGCUACAGGACCCAGACAAAACAAUAGCAUUUUCUAUGAAAUUCGCACAUAUGAUAUUAAGCCAUCAAAAAUGAAGGACUUUGUGGAAGUGGUCAACAAGUACUUUCACCUUCGCACAGCUCACUCAGAGCUGGUGGGAUUCUGGUCUGCAGAGUUGGGAGCGAUGAAUAAGGUGGUCCAUGUUUGGAAAUACGAUAAUUUUGCCCACAGAACAGCAGUUCGGCAUGCGCUAGCCAAUGACAAAGACUGGCAAGGAAAAUUCAUCUCCUCAGCUCUCCCCUUGAUAGAAAAACAGCACAAUGAGGUUGCUUAUCUGGUUCCCUGGUGUCAACUUGGGAAGCCUCCAAAAGAAGGGGGAGUAUAUGAAUGGGUUACUUUCCGAAUGAAGCCUGGUGGGCCAGCAUUAUGGGGUGAAGCAUUCCAAGCUGCAAUCAAUACUCAUAUUAGUGCAGGCUAUACCAAGCUAAUUGGUAUUUUCCACACAGAGUAUGGAUUACUUAACACAGUCCAUGUGAUUUGGUGGAAUGAGAGUCCAGAUCACCGGGCAGCAGGAAGGCAUAGUGCCCAUGAAGAUGCCAGAGUGGUAGCAGCCGUGCGGGACAGUGUCAGAUUCCUGGAUUCACAAGAAAAUAUGCUCCUGAUCCCUUUGCCAUGCUCGCCACUGAAGUAA